Messenger RNA from Nannospalax galili (Upper Galilee mountains blind mole rat), 2445 nucleotides. RefSeq names its product cadherin 26 (gene Cdh26). Gene Ontology annotation, biological process: cell-cell junction assembly; adherens junction organization; calcium-dependent cell-cell adhesion. The record is from RefSeq and is a predicted model, not a curated record. NCBI's taxonomy places the organism in Eukaryota, Metazoa, Chordata, Mammalia, Rodentia, Spalacidae. Gene Ontology annotation, cellular component: adherens junction; catenin complex; plasma membrane. Gene Ontology annotation, molecular function: calcium ion binding; cadherin binding. The transcript has 17 exons.
AUGAAGUUGCUGCUGCUGCUCCUGCAGGUCAACGUGAUUAACAGCUUCCAACAAGAAACUGAUGAUUGUCCUAAUCACACAAAGAGAGAGAGCCACCAGCCUCUGCAGCGAUCCAAGAGAAGAUGGGUCCUUACCACCCUGGAGCUGGAGGAGGAAGACACAGGGCCCUUUCCCAAACUCAUUGGUGAGCUGUUCAAUAACAUGUCGAGUAAUAUGUCACUGAUGUAUUUAGUCAGCGGACCUGGCGUGGAUGAAUUUCCAGAGAUUGGAUUAUUCUCUAUAGAUGAUCACAACAAUGGAAAGAUAUAUGUUCAUCGUCCUGUGGAUCGAGAAAUGACGCCGUCUUUUAUGGUUCACAUUGAUGCUGUAGAUCGUUCCACGGGGAAAGUUGUGGACGAAUCCUUGAUUUUCAACAUUAGGAUCAGAGAUGUGAAUGAUCACGCGCCCCAGUUUCUGGAGAAUGAAUUUAACAUCAGUGUGAAAGAGAACCAAGCUCCAGGUCAACCUAUUUUUCAGGUGUUAACAGUUGAUUUGGAUCAAGAAAACACUCCAAAUUCUCAAGUCCUUUAUUUCAUCAUUUCUCAAACACCGUUACUGAGAGAAUGUGGCUUCCGGAUUGAUCUCAUCAGUGGGGAAAUACGACUUUCAGGAUGCUUAGAUUAUGAGACUUCUCCUCGGUUCACACUGCUAAUCAAAGCAAGGGAUUGUGGGGAGCCACCCCUGUCGUCCACAGCCACCAUCCACAUCACCGUGGAAGAAGGCAACAACCAUAUGCCCACGUUUACCUGGGACCAUUUUAAGAUUCAGAUUUCUGAAGGUCCAAUGGAACAGGGCGUGCUGCGGCUUCCAGUGGAAGAUGGAGAUUCACCAUUUACACCGGCUUGGAGAGCAAAGUUGGACAUAGUGGAUGGUGACAAGGAGGGACAUUUUGACAUUGUAACUGAUCCUGAGACCAACCAUGGUGUGUUAAAUGUUAUCAAGCCUUUGGAUUAUGAAACUCAGGCGGCUUACAACCUUGUCAUUGCUGUGGAGAACCAGGAGCAACUCUUCUCCUGUGAGGAGGGCCGGCUACAGCCGUGGAGGAAGGCGGUGGCCAGCGCCACAGUGAGCGUGCAGGUGGUGGACACCAACGACCCACCUGCCUUUCACCCCCAGACCUUCAUCGUCAGCACAGAGGAUGGAGCCAGGCCUGGGAUCCAGCUGGGAGCUUUCAAUGCUACAGACCCAGACAGCGCUGCUGGUCAGAUAAGAUACAAACUGGUUCACGAUCCUGCAAACUGGGUCACCGUGGAGGAGAAAUCAGGAGUGGUCACCACCAAGGGUCAAAUCGACCAAGAGUCCCCUCAUGUGAAUGACAGCUUUUACCGCAUCAUCGCCCACGCCACUGACGACGGCCUCCCGCCUCUGACAGGGACAGGGACCCUGUUGCUCUUCCUGUCUGACAUCAACGAUAAUGCACCAGUACUCCUGUCCCGUUCUCGCUAUGUGGAGGUCUGUGAGUCUGUGGGGAACAAAUCCCUGCUCAUAGAGGCCGAGGAUGCUGACCUGGACCCCUACUCUGACCCCUUCACCUUUGAUUUGGACACUGCACGGGGAGAUGUGGAAGGCACGUGGACACUGAAGACAAAGGAGGGUAAGGGUCGCUCUGCUGAACUUGUAAUGCUGAGAAACCUCCCACCUGGGAAUUACUUGGUACCUCUCUUCAUCGGAGACAGACAGGGCCUCUCCCAGAAGCAGGUGGUCCAUGUGAGGAUCUGCUCCUGUCCAGGUGGAUCUGAGUGCGAGGAGCUUUCAGACACGAGGCUCCCUUGGCAGGCCCUGUCCCCUGUCUGUGCAGCGUUCACGGCUCUGGCAGCUGCCCUACUUUUCUUACUGCGAUGCUACUUUGUGUUGGGAUCCAAGAGGCUCAGAGGCUCCAUCCCCACUGACAGUGGCCACCAGACCCUGAUCAUGUUCAACGAUGAAAGCAAAGCCGUCUCAGCCCAGGGCUGUGGUGUUCUCUUUGAGCAAAGAGAAGUGAGAAACAGAUCAUCUACUCCUGUCUACCUGAAUCCCCUGGUGCCCACACACGCCCUGCUACUGAUGGAAGAAAGGACGGCUGAGAUGUGGAGUCAGAAGCUCCGGUGUGUUGACGUCCUGGAAGAUGACUCACUGCCUCAUGUCUACAGCACGGAGGGGGAGUGUGAAGGAGCCGAGACCCUCAGCUCUCUGACCUUCUCAGAGCAGGAGCUGUCCUGAGUUGCUGGACUGCUGGGCUCAAAGUCUACUCCACUGGUGGCGGAAGACUCGUGUGUGUUCCGCAUUGAGAAUUCCUUCCAAACACUAUCUGUAAGCCAGCUCUUCCCCAUCCUCCAGACCAUUUUCCCAGGCUGCAGACCUGAUGUUCUGGCAGCACGUGUGAAGGACAGCUCUGCUGCCUCCUUGACGGACGCCUCGGACAUGUGA